CGCGCGGGCACCAAGCGCCUCCACAGCGAGGGCGGCCCCGCGCCGCCGCGCUGCGCCUACGCCGCCCUGCUGUACGGCGGGAGCUGCAGCAUUGCUACCGAUUAUUUCUUGGGCGCGCUCGUGCUCGGAGCUGGGCUGGCUGCGGGGGGCACUGGACCCGAGGCCCCGAGGAAGGUGCUCAUGCACACGAGCGACGUGCCCGCGGCGUACUUGGCAGCGCUGAGUGCUGUCGGGUGGGAGCUGACGGAGGUGGAGUACGUGACCGAUGUGUCGUCGCGCUGCUUCCGGUCGUCGAGCCGAUUCUUCGAGGUCUUCACCAAGCUGCGGGUGCUACAGCUGAAGGACCUGGACCUCGUGCUCCUCCUGGACACCGACCUCCUCGUGCGCGACGCCACCGAGAUGGCCACCCUCUUCCAGCUGUCCCCUCCAGCCGCCAUGAUAGGGGUCGGCGGGUCCGCGGGCGCCGCGGCUUCGCCUCGCCCGCGCACGGCCGCCGAGUGCCCUACACGGCGGUCUGGAGCGACCCCGAGCGGCGCCGCAGGGAGCGGCUGCCCUCCCACGGCCAGGGGUGCGGCAUCAACGCGGGCGUGGUGCUGCUGCGGCCCGACCCCGAGGUGUUCGAGGUGAUGCGCGGCGGCGAGCUCGCAGACUGGUCCCACCCAGAGCACGUCGAGACGAUGAUGCCCGAGCAGGAGUACCUCGGCAGAUCCGAGGGCGCCUGCGGCGAGGCAUCGCCGCCCCCUGCCUCUCUGUGGGGGGCACCUGGGUUGCCCAUCGGUGGGGGCGUUAGCUCGGCCAAGCUGUCAUUCGAUUACGCGGCCCUUCAGCUGUUGGUGA
Prorocentrum cordatum is the source of this 837-nucleotide messenger RNA. The record is from the annotation of a GenBank genome assembly. Lineage: Eukaryota; Dinophyceae; Prorocentrales; Prorocentraceae.